AUGGAGACCACUGUUUUGUUGGGAGCUGAACAGAGAAAUGGCAAGGAUUUAUCAAGAUUUGGGCAUAUGAAUAGCAAGGAUUCAUCAAGAUUUGGGCAUGUGAAUGGAAAUGAUUUAUUAAAAGUUGGGUCUGUGAAUGGCAAUGAUUUAUCAAGAGUUAGGCAUGUGAAUGGCAAGAAGGGUCCCUAUGAUUUGCUGCACAAUGCUUAUAUGAAUGGCAAGGACAAGUCUAAUGACCCUAUCGAUACAAAUGAUGUGCCAAGUCUAAGCAAUGAUAAUAUGGCUGACAAGGAUGAGUACAAUGGUCAUAUAAAUCACAAGGGUUUUCCAAGCAAUGGUGAUAUGAAUAAUGGGGAUUUUCUAAGCUCUAAGGAUUCACCAAGCAAUGGUCAUGCUACUUCAGAAAAGUUACUAAAUGAUUUUAUAAAUUUCAAGAAUGGAUGCAAUGGGCAUGUUAAUAGCAAUAAUUUGCUAAGCAAUGGUCAUACGAAUGGCAAUGGUAAUAUUAAUGGAGAGGAUGACUGCAAUGGCUCAGGUAGUCACAGUUAUCUUAGCAAGCCAUUAGACAUUGAAGAGUUCAGAAAACAUGCUCAUACAAUGGUGGACUUUAUUGCCGAUUAUUACAAUAAAGUGGAGAGCUUCCCAGUUCUCAGCCAAGUAAAUCCUGGAUAUUUAAGCUCUUGGAUCUCUGAUUGCCCUCCACAAAAUCCCGAUUCUGUAGAAAACCUUCUUACUGAUGUGAAAGAGAAGAUGAUACCUGCAUUGACACACUGGCAAAGUCCCAAUUUUUAUGCAUACUUCCCUGCAGGGUUGAGCACUGCAUCAUUUCUAGGGGAGAUGUUGAGUAGUGGGUUUGCUAUUGUCAAUCUGCAUUGGAUGACAUCGCCUGCUGCCACUGAACUUGAAACCAUAGUCUGUGAUUGGCUUGGAAAGAUUGUCAACCUUCCUGAUUCUUUUCUCUCAUGUUCUGAUAAAGGUGGUGGUGGGGUUAUCCAAGGAUCAGCAAGUGAGGCAGUUUUGGUAUCAUUAUUAGCUGCAAGGAACAAGGCUCUAAAGAAAUUUGGUGUAGAUUCAGCUGACAAGCUUGUAGUUUAUGUAUCAGAUCAGACACAUUGUUCAAUUGAAAAAGCUUGCAAAAUUGCAGGAAUAUGUGAAAAUAAUGUUAGAGUGAUAGCAACAAGUUGUUCCACAAACUAUGGGCUUUCUCCAAAAAAUGUCCGUGAUUGCAUAUUAAAAGAUAUUAGUGUUGGUUUACAUCCAACAUUUUUAUGUGCUACGAUUGGAACCACGUCAUCAACAAGUGUGGAUCCUGUACAAGGACUAUCCAAAAUAGCUCGUGAACACGACAUGUGGUUUCAUGUGGAUGGUGCUUAUGGUGGUGCUGCUUGCAUUUGCCCUGAAUAUCAACAUUAUCUUGAUGGAAUAGAUAAUGCAGAUUCCUUUGUCAUGAAUCCUCAUAAAUGGCUUUUUACUAAUUUUGAUUGCUCUGUACUUUGGGUAAAGGAUUCAAAAGUUUUGGUUGAAGCAUUGUCAAUGAAUCCAGAAUAUUUGAAAAACAAGGUAUCACAAUCCAAACAAGUGAUAGAUUAUAAAGAUUGGCAAAUACCACUUGGUAGUCGAUUUAGGUCAUUAAAGUUAUGGAUGGUAUUACGUCUUUAUGGAAUUUCACAGCUUCAGACAUAUAUCAGAUAUCAGAUUUCUCUUGCUCAACAUUUUGAAAAUCUUGUAGUCGAAGAUAAAAGAUUUGAGGUUAUGGCUCCUCGUACUUUUGCAUUGGUUUGUUUCCGAAUUUUACCAAUAGGAGAUGAUCGUGAUAAUGGGCAUUCAUUAAAUUCACAAUUGUUAGAUGUUGUAAAUGAGAGCGGACAUAUGUAUUUAUCACAUACGGUCUUAUCAGGAAAAUAUACUUUACGCUUUUGUGUGAAUAGCGUAUUGACAAAAGUACAUCAUGUGGAUGCUGCAUGGAAACUUCUUCAAAGCAAAGCAUCAAUUUUACUAAAACAAAGAUUUGAUUGUUACAAGUAA
Cryptomeria japonica (Japanese cedar) is the source of this 2025-nucleotide messenger RNA. Its product is annotated as tryptophan decarboxylase 2. The transcript has 11 exons. Gene Ontology annotation, biological process: amino acid metabolic process. Gene Ontology annotation, molecular function: pyridoxal phosphate binding; carboxy-lyase activity. The coding region runs from base 1 to 2025 and encodes 674 amino acids. Lineage: Eukaryota; Viridiplantae; Streptophyta; Pinopsida; Cupressales; Cupressaceae. The record is from RefSeq and is a predicted model, not a curated record.